Tripterygium wilfordii is the source of this 2546-nucleotide messenger RNA. RefSeq names its product SUMO-activating enzyme subunit 2-like. The record is from RefSeq and is a predicted model, not a curated record. Lineage: Eukaryota; Viridiplantae; Streptophyta; Magnoliopsida; Celastrales; Celastraceae. Gene Ontology annotation, cellular component: SUMO activating enzyme complex; cytoplasm. Gene Ontology annotation, molecular function: SUMO activating enzyme activity. The transcript has 11 exons. Gene Ontology annotation, biological process: protein sumoylation. The coding region runs from base 281 to 2236 and encodes 651 amino acids.
GAGAGAAAAGGAGGGGAGAGAGAGACACGAGUGAAGAAGAGCAGAGGGAGAGAGUAGUGGCUCGCUUUUUGGCGCUCCCGAAGACGUCCUUUCUGGUGACGACCAUUCAGAUUCUCCGCCAUCUUCCACGUCCCCGUGUUCGAUUCCCCCAGUUUUCCAAAACCCUACAAAUGGUCCUCAUCCACUGCCCUCUACGGAUGUGACCUUUCUCUACCUAAUUAUUAUUUAUAUUUCGUCUUCUGUUCUACCCUUCUGUGUCUCCCUACCUUGACCUCCUGCAAUGGCUUCUUUGCAACACUCGCCGGCAAUAAAGGAUGCGAAAGUGCUUAUGGUUGGAGCAGGAGGUAUUGGCUGCGAGUUACUCAAGACCCUCGCUCUCUCUGGCUUCCAGGACAUACAUAUUAUUGACAUGGACACUAUAGAAGUCAGCAACUUGAAUAGGCAAUUUUUAUUUCGUCAGUCACAUGUUGGGCAGUCUAAAGCCAAGGUUGCUCGUGACGCUGUCCUAAAAUUUAGGCCUCACAUAAGUAUUACACCAUACCAUGCAAAUGUCAAAGAUCCUAGCUUCAAUGUCGACUUCUUUAAGCAGUUUAAUGUUGUUCUGAAUGGACUUGACAACUUAGAUGCAAGGCGACAUGUGAACCGUCUGUGCUUGGCAGCUGACGUUCCUCUGGUUGAGAGUGGGACUACUGGGUUCCUUGGACAGGUCACGGUACAUGUGAAGGGGAAAACAGAAUGCUACGAGUGUCAGCCAAAACCUGCCCCAAAGUCAUAUCCUGUCUGCACAAUUACCAGCACUCCAUCAAAGUUUGUACACUGUAUUGUGUGGGCCAAGGAUCUGCUUUUUGCAAAGUUGUUUGGGGAUAAGAAUCAGGAUAAUGACUUAAAUGUGCGCUCUGGUGAUGUUGCUAGCUCUUCUGAGCAUGCAGAUGAUGCCUUUGAACAAAGAAAAGAUGAAGAUGUUGAGCAUUAUAGAAGGAGAAUAUAUGAUCACGUUUUUGCUCAUAACAUUGAAGUAGCUUUGUCUAAUGAAGAGACGUGGAAAAACCGUAACAAACCGAGGCCAAUAUAUAGUAAGGAUGUCCUCUCUGAUAAACUAUCUCAACAAAAUGGUACUGUAGAUGGAAGUUCUGCAACUGACAACUUGCCAUCAUUAUCUGCCAUGACAUCUUUGGGCCUGAAGAAUCCACAGGAUGUCUGGAACCUCAUGGAAAAUUCAAGGGUUUUCCUCGAGGCAUUGAAACUCUUUCUGGUUAACAGAAAAAAGGAAGUUGGGAACUUGACUUUUGAUAAAGAUGACCAGUUAGCUGUGGAAUUUGUAACUGCUGCUGCGAAUAUUAGGGCUGCUUCGUUUGGGAUUCCUUUGCAUAGCCUUUUUGAAGCUAAAGGCAUUGCUGGUAACAUUGUCCAUGCUGUUGCAACAACAAAUGCUAUUGUUGCUGGGUUGAUUGUGAUUGAAGCGAUCAAGGUGCUGGAAAAGAAUACUGAUGCUUACAGGAUGACUUAUUGUUUAGAACAUCCAUCAAGAAAGAUGCUUCUUAUGCCCGUGGAGCCCUUUGAGCCUAACAAAUCAUGCUACGUUUGUUUCAAGACACCACUAACACUCGAGAUCAAUACUCGCCGUUCAAAGUUGCGUGAUUUUGUUGAAAAGAUAGUUAAAGCCAAACUUGGCAUGAGCUAUCCACUAAUUAUGGUCGGGCAUGCACUUCUGUACGAAUUCGGUGAUGAUCUCGAUGAAGAUAUGGUCAAAAACUAUUCUGCAAACCUUGAGAAGGUGCUAUCCGAGCUUCCUUCUCCAGUUAUGGGUGGGACAAUUCUCCAAGUGGAGGAUCUUCAACAGGAGUUUACUUGCAAUAUCAGUGUGAAGCAUAGGGAAGAAUUUGAUGAAGAGAAGGAACCUGACGAAAUGGUUCUAUCCGGACUGACAGAAGCUCCUUCAAUGGCGAAGGAUGAUAACCAUUCUAUUGGAAAUGGCGGGAGCACAUCAAAUGCAUUGUCAGCAGAUAUUACGGAGGCCAAGACAGAUGUCGAGGUUGAGGAAAUUUCAGACGGGACAGAGUAUAUUCAUUCUGGGAAGAAAAGAAAAUUACCAGAGGUUUCCCAAGCUACCAAGGAUGUCUCCGAUGAUGAGACUAGAAAUCACAAGAACGUGGAGAAGCUUGACGAUGAGGACGAUGACAUUGUCAUGCUUGAUCAUCCGGAUGUAGACAACCAGAAGAAGCAAAGAUUGCAAUAAUUCUUGGUUCAAAUCCUAAUUGUGGUGCACUUCUUACAUGCUAACUUUGUACCAUUAGGGAGAAGUGAUUUUGUUGUCCUUAGAAUUACUAGUUGUAAUCAGUAGUAUUUUGCUAUGAGCUUUUGAGUUCGGUAAUGCCGAUUUCCUUUUCCCUUUAUCAAGUUCUGAAAUUAUAGAAACUAUGUUCUUCAUAGCUGAAAAUUAACAGAGACUGGUAACAUUGCAAGUAGCAGAAUUUGUUACAAAUUGCCCCCGAGUGAAAUGUAUUAUUGAAAUAUUUAUCAAAAUUCAAUGCUGCCUUUCCUUUUUU